CUUCUUGAAUUGAAUCCUGAGGCUUCCCAUUUUCUCUCUCUCUCUCUUUCCCCCACCAAGCACCGCGUGCCUCUGCUCUGAGGGGGCGGCCAUGAACUGCCCUCCGUUACAGAAGAUCGCCAUAUCAGGGCCCACACUCACCUCCAUAAUCCAACGUUUCGACUCCUCAAAUGGAGACGUGGACGGCCUCCUCUUUGGCCACUUCUCUGACCUCACCCCUUCCGAUCUGCCGGCCGACGACGGACCCGACUUAUCAUCGUCUUGCUCAGACUUGCCCACUGUCGUCGCCACCAUCACAAGCUUCUUCUGUUCCGGCACUGUCAAUAGUUUCUACGACUCAGUGGGUCGUCUAGACCUUAAUGCUCUCCGCCGAUUUAACGGUGACGGAGUACCGCCCCAGUCCUUGAUCGGCUGGUUCGUGGGGAGGCGCAGAACCCCUUUACGGCCCUCCAUGAGAGAAUCCUCAGUCACGGCCUCUCUCUCCAACAAAGCCCUUAACUUGGUUUCCCCUGACGAUCCACUCUCUUCUAGUCUCAGUUUUCCUCCUUGCGUCUUCAUCGUCUUCUCGACCCCCUUAUCCGAUCAAUUGAUUCACACCCAUGAGUACCGAGCCUUCCAGUUUCGUCAAUCAGCUGGUGUCUUCGAGCCCAAAUCAAUGGAUGUCGUCAAUAUUGGACCUUUGUUUCGGGGACAUUACAGUGCGUUUUCACCUAGCUCGUCCUUCCCAUGGUUGCCUUGUGGAUUGAGCCAUCCGGAGGACAAGAGAAGCGAGAGCUUAAAUCAGAUGAGACGGACAUCGAAAGAGCAGCAAGGUAUGGAUUUAUGUGCUGAAGGGUUCGAGGGCGCGAGGUUGAGUCGUUUGAUGGGUUCGGAGGCUACCAACUAUACUUCCGACUUGGAGGGUUUGUACGGAAAAAUGCUUGCGAAGCUCGAGGGACUGGCACGCCUUGUCGAGCAGAGUUCGGCUAGGGUCCUUGAACAGGAAAACCGAAAUGUAAAGUUAAGGUUGAAAGUUGCGGGCUUGGAAUAAUAUUUGGAUGCUGAUAUGACCAUUUUUGUUGUGUCAGAUGGUGGAGAGUCCAGCACAGUGCAAGAGUGUUGUUGCUUCUUUUUUGUUAUGGCUCUGCAUUCUACAGAUCCUUGGCCUGUUGCUGGCUAUGUUCAAAGAUAAGCUUCAAGGUUAGAUCUAUGAUAUGUGGACAUCGACAAUAGUGCCUGGUGUAGAAACAGAGCCUGUGUAUUCGAAAUGGGAACCACUCAAAAUCCAGAAAUGAGGACAAGCUUUUGGGUAUUUGAUUGAUCAAUUAUCUUGAUAUGUAUUUGAAUAUAACUUCUCAAAAGGGGAAAAAAAAAAAAAAAAAAAAAAGAUAUGUAUUUGAAUAUCGGAAAAAAUAGUAAUAUAUAUUCCUUCUUUAAAAGUGAAACCUAACACAUUCGGACUGUGUUCAUAAUAUUGGAGCUGUGGAUAGAUCAUAGAAGUCAUGUGAUUGAUAAGAUACUAUUUUGAUCAGCAUUGAUAUCGAUAUGUGGAUGGUGUAUUCCAUAUUUUAUUUUGUUAGUGGACAAAGUUUUGUUCACCA
Messenger RNA from Macadamia integrifolia, 1580 nucleotides. RefSeq lists its product as uncharacterized. The transcript is spliced from 3 exons. NCBI's taxonomy places the organism in Eukaryota, Viridiplantae, Streptophyta, Magnoliopsida, Proteales, Proteaceae. Gene Ontology annotation, molecular function: polyubiquitin modification-dependent protein binding. Gene Ontology annotation, cellular component: nucleus. The record is from RefSeq and is a predicted model, not a curated record. The coding region runs from base 92 to 1030 and encodes 312 amino acids.